AUGGAGACCUCCCUGAUAGAGGAGCUGAUGCUCGCAGAGGAGUCCGAGUUGCUCAGAAUCGAAGAGCAGAUGGAGAAGGACGAGCAAGAGGAGUGGGAGUAUGAGUACUCGACUACCGAAACCGAGACCUACUACCUCACCAUCGAGCUAUCCUACCCCGAAUUCAAGGACCGCCAAUCCAGAGUUGUCCACCAUAGCAGAGGCGGAUACUAUAAAAACUGGCUGGACCAGAACCUCGCCAAGACCACAGGUGGCCUCGAGAUCGAGGGCGACAACGAUAAUGAUGAGCCUCUUCCGGAGCCGGAGGCCGAUGAUGACGAGCCCGAAAUCGACCCCGAGCUUCUGAACAAGGGAAAGGGGGUGGACCGGGGAGAGGGAGAUGGGGGGCACGAAAACGACAAAGCCCAGGACGACGACGAGCGGACCGAGGAUAUUCAAAUUCUGGAACUGCACUCUAAAAACCCCGUCAUCUCGUACAAGGGCCGUGUGUUUGAGGGUGAAUGGGCGGAAGUCAUAGGAACAGAGGCCAUCUUUGCGAACCACGACAACGGGACCCCCCUGCCUGCGCUGCGCCACCUAGAGAAGAACUUGGACUUGCUCGGAGCCAGUGCCUCUCGUAUCCUGACGACGGAGAAGGUACUGAAACCCAAGAUCCGAACAGAGGAUCCCCUAGCAGCAAUACGAGAGGAGUGGAACAUUCGAAUUCCUGUUGGCAAGGAUCGAACGGGAGAGCGUGCUCAACAAACACGCUUCCUGGAGAAUCUCAUUGCGCUAAAAAAGAAAAAGGGAGAGACGGACCAAGUGACAGUGUACGCAAAAGAUGGAGAGGGCAAGGACUUUAAAGAUACUCGAGACCCCGACUACAAGCCUCGCCGAAGGAGGAGGAUCUUCAAUGAGGAUGGAGAGGAGGUCAUACCACUGCGAGAGCGUCGGCGGGGAGGACGACGAAUCGGCCGACCUCGCGGUCGAGGACGCGGUCGUGGAGGCGUAGCAGCGACACCAACGACAGAUGUUAGCAGCACAGCCACUGGAACUGGUGUCCUGUCGACACCGACUCCGGGAAGAUGGGACGAACUCGACGAGAGAGAGGACGACGACGAUGACGAGGACGAUGAUGAAGAGGGGGAUGAGGAGAUGGACGAUGGCAGCGACUCGGACGAGGUCGAGAACAUGUCGAUGAUGGAUUAA
Ilyonectria robusta is the source of this 1188-nucleotide messenger RNA. RefSeq lists its product as uncharacterized. The coding region runs from base 1 to 1188 and encodes 395 amino acids. The record is from RefSeq and is a predicted model, not a curated record. NCBI's taxonomy places the organism in Eukaryota, Fungi, Ascomycota, Sordariomycetes, Hypocreales, Nectriaceae. The transcript is spliced from 2 exons.